Molecule: messenger RNA, 2087 nt
Organism: Mycena citricolor
Lineage: Eukaryota; Fungi; Basidiomycota; Agaricomycetes; Agaricales; Mycenaceae
Source: the annotation of a GenBank genome assembly
CUCAAACGCGAUUCACACCGUGUCACCGGUAGAUCUUGUCCCCAGAUCUCUCCAGUGUGCUCUUCGCGAUAGUGCUGUAAAUGGACACUGAGAUCUCUCCCUACCCUAAUCGGUCUUCGGGCCGCACGCUCACCGUCUCCUCGUGGACUCUACCGUCAUAAAGGCCGCCUGAAUCAGCUUUUGUGGAUUCGCACAACAUGCCUACUGCCGGCUCGUACGCAGGGAAGGGACUUGACUCUUUGAACACUUCUCUUGAUCAUGCUCAAGCCCAUGGAACCCGCUGGGAUGACGAUGACCGUCAAAAUUUCCUGGCCAACUAUCUUGUCUCACGAGAGAAUCGGGAUAGAUUACUCGAAUACGGGAUAAAUCCGCUUUCUUUGGCUGAUGCCGAAGCCAAAGGCCGCGCGCGUGCGUUUGCUGGUUAUGCUGGAGAGACCGAAAGAAGCGCUCGGAGAUCUUCGGAUAAUGCCAAUGCACCCACACCCGUUUCCAGGGAGGAACCAAUACCGUUGCAAAAGAUGCAAAAUGCAGUAGGCUUGGGUAUCAAUAAGCGUGCCAAGAAGUUGAAAGAGCGAGAAAGCGACACUUUCGUUAUCGACGAUACUGGAGCACUGGAUCUACGUGUAACUUCCGUGAUACCGUUUCGCACCGGUCCUGCUAUCGGGCCUCCCACUCCUCUCAGGCCUCAAGCCACAGCAUCUAGUCAGGGUGGACAGGAUCCUUUGUUUCUUGGUCAACAAGCUACGAACUCCGGCGACCGUCCACAGCCUCCUUCCUCUAGUUACGACCCACGACAUUCGUCUACUCUAGGCCAACCUCCGCAGAGUUCUUCGUCUCGCCGGCCACAGCAGCAACAUCAACCUCCGAAUCCACGCCAGUCCGGCCGGACCGAUACGAUAUACUCCAGCGCCUCUCUUCCACCCUAUUCGUUGACUGCACCGCAGGGACAUGUUUCGCCGAAUGUGAUGCAACAAGGGCCUCCUCAGACGGUGCCCCACACUCAGCUGUACCCACCUGGUCCUGGACCUGCACCCGCGUCUGCACCUGCACCUAGUCCCGCUCAUCCGCAUGUCCAGGGUCCACCCUCGUCUCGAUCCAAUCGCCUUGCAGGACCACCGGUCGUUCAACCACAACGGAAUAGUUCUCGCCGUCUUCACUCUGGCUCAGGUCGCAACCCUGGUGGGCCAGACAAUGUCCAGCCUCAGCAGGUGCCGCAAACUCUUCAGCAAUAUCAUAUCGCGAAUCCGAAUGAAGAUGGUUCAGACUCUGCGACCGAUCCAGGAAGCACCCACCAGCCAAACGACCAGCCAAACGACCAGCCAAACGAUCAGCCGACCGCUGACCAGCCAAGCGGCGACCGCCCAAUCAGUGACCGCCGGGAGUCGACAGUCCUCUUCAUUCCAGGACAGUACCCGGCUUCUUCGAGUGCCGGCUCCGGCCACCGUUCGUCUUCUUCGUCCGGACGGCACCACGCCUCUGAGCUCAAUGGCUCAUCUGGCAGGAGCACUCAAGGGACGGGAUCGACCUGCACUGAUUCGUUCUCUUCUCUGUCGAGCGUUCGCUCUUCGAACUCUCGCUCAACUCAACACUGAAUAAGGAACGACGGGAUGUGAACUGAGGGACACCGGGCCUUGAGGGUCCCGAUGUCCUAUUACGGAGUUCCGAUACCAUGCUUGUUGCCACGUUUCCUGUUGUUGCAUUGCUAUCCAGUUGUGUUUGUUUUCCCGUGUCCUCGUAGUCCCCUGUAUUUUUUGAUAACUGGCGCUUCAGUCAAUACAAUCUUGUCUUCUCGGGCACACCGAUCCACGCUAUGUAGGACUCUCGUGCACGGAUCGAUGGCAUAGCUCCAAUCACAGAUUGUGACUGACCGCGUCUGUGACAGAUAAAAUAGAGUGGGCUCCAAUGCGCCCACUCUCAGAUCCCCACGAAGAUAGCGAAUUUCCUUCUUGCUACUCUGCUUCAAGACGGAAUCUACCAGCGAAGCUGAAGGCCGGACUGAGACUCUGGAAGUUCUGGAUGACGGCUGACUCAAUCUGAUGACAACGACUCAUUUCGGGUCAUCGUGGCAGUGCAAGUUUUCAGAGCUC